Messenger RNA from Penicillium vulpinum, 5076 nucleotides. RefSeq lists its product as uncharacterized. Gene Ontology annotation, molecular function: ATP hydrolysis activity. The record is from RefSeq and is a predicted model, not a curated record. Bases 1 to 5076 code for a protein of 1691 amino acids. NCBI's taxonomy places the organism in Eukaryota, Fungi, Ascomycota, Eurotiomycetes, Eurotiales, Aspergillaceae. The transcript has 4 exons.
AUGUGGCUAUCCAAGAUACUCAAACGCAAGAAAAACCGUCGCCGCACAGAGGAUUACCCCCAAAAUCCCGAGCCCUCCAAUCAACACGAUGGUAUCACUCAUCUCUCCUCAAGUUCGGCAAGUGCUUCACCACCACGGCCUUCCUCGGACUCCCUUUCGUUACAUGGUCAAACGCUCAACACUGCGCUCCGAUCAGACCCAGCGACAUCUGCUUUGCGGCACGAUAACCUAUGGCUGGAAGCCCAUGAUCAGCUUUCGGCUGAUGAUCGUGUCAUAGUCGGAGGAUUUGUUCCACAGGACAAAGGUGCACUUCAGUUCAACACGAACGAUAUGGUUCAAGAAUUGAAAAACAAAGGGGAAACCUGCAAGGCAGGAAAUUGGAGAUUUCGGGUAGGGAAUCAUACAGUCAGCUUCCAGGAUGCAGUAAACAAGACGUUAUACUGGAUAGAAAAAGUUAAGGCCCCAAUCGACAUCGCCGUCAGCGCUGACCCAGUGCAUGCUGCUUUACCCUGGGCCGGUAUCAGAUUCUUAAUUUCGAUGGUUGAAGCCAACAGAAACCAGAUCGAGUCCUUGCUAUCUGGUAUAAGCCAUAUUUGCUAUAUCACAAGACGUUGCCAGCUGUACGAGGCUCUUAUGAAUGACCUCUCGCUGCCGAAAAACGACCUUUCAAUGAGGGCACGCCAGGGGUUGCGCUCUGCAUUGAUCGAUUUCUACAUUCUGAUCUUACACUUCCUUGCUCAAGCUGCCCGUGUUUACCAGCUGGGAUCUAGCCGUAGGGCCAUCACUGCCAUCUGGUCAUCUGGUGAUAUUGGAGAGUUCGAGCUCCAAUGUGAGAAGCUUGAGAGACGUGCCGAGACUGAAGCACAGGUUUUCGAAAGAUUCCAGUCUAAUCAUAUGCUUCGGCUGUCCAAAGAGCUCUUAGACGUGAAAAUUCAGAAUGAUGACGUCGGCCAUGUUGGCGUGACAGCCAUUUGGGACUAUCUACAGGGGAAAGAGAGAGGCGAGAUUCUCAGAUGGGUAUCAGAAAUCGACACGCUAGAACAACAUCGAGUCACGAAAUAUAAAAGAACAGCUGGUACUGGAGAAUGGGUCUUGAGGCAUCAAGAAUUCCAAAGUUGGCAGUCUUCAGAUGAGCCAACCAUACUGUGGCUUCAUGGUAUUCCUGGCGCUGGAAAGUCAGUAUUGGUGUCCAGAGUAAUCGAUCAUCUUGAAAACGACCAUCCGGACACAACACUCGCCUACUUCUAUUGCGAUCGCGGAUAUCAAGAGCGUCGCAACCUAGGAAAUAUUCUGCGGAGCUACAUCAAACAACUUUCUAUGUCACGUCGGGUAGAUGCUAUCCCGCACUCUAUUAUUAAACGAUACAAAGAGAUACACCACAGCGGGUCAUCGACAAGGCUGAGUGUUGAGGAGAGCAAGACUCUUCUCUUGGAGUUAAUCAACUCCUCCCGAAACCCGGUUCUCAUUCUUGAUGCACUAGACGAGGCCGACGUUGAAGACCGAGAGGAGAUCCUGACAUCGUUUGAUCUAUUAAUGGUCGAAUGUUGCGACUUGAAGAUAUUCAUCUCAAGCAGGCGAAAUGAGGACAUCAAGAGACGCCUGCAGAACAAGGGAAACCUCGGAAUUGAAGCCAGUGACAAUCAAGGAGAUAUCGAGACAUUCAUUCACGCGCAACUCGAAAGAAUGGCGAGGGUUAGCCACCCAAACCUGUCCCAGGCCUUGAAAGACGACAUCGUGAAAAGUCUUCUUGGAAGAAAUGAAGGAAUGUUCCAGUGGGUGACUCUCCUCAUCGGUAGCCUGCCUCAAAUCCCGGAAGACAUCCCAGACUGGUUGAAACAGUUACCUCGAGGGUUGCCAGAGGUGUAUAAAAGGAUCUUUGCUGAGAUCCAAGCCCAAGGUGGAAGCGAGCCCAAGAUUGCUCGGGCGGCUUUUGAGUGGAUGAUCGGCUCUUACCAGACAUUGGACCAAGGUACUUUAGUUGAUCUUGUGCGUCAGAGUCUCGAAUACGAUGGGCGCAAAUAUCCGUCAUUGACAAUCGACAUGGUGCUUGGUGCCUGCCGCAAUCUUCUCGUCGUUGAUAAUUCCACACGGUGCCACUUCCCACAUCUAUCAGUUCGGGAAUUUCUGGAAGAUCCGACCCAUGCGAGUGAAGAAUUUUUCAUUGAUCAUCUCCAUUAUAGGCUAGCACUAGCCAACUUAAGCUAUCUGCUUGAAGCCAAUGACAGUUUACUACUUUGGGGGGAAACGGAUGAAGCGAAAUGGUACAAUUUCAUUGAGUCUCAGAGCCAGGGGCGGAUUUAUGCAGCGAUAUUCUGGCCAUCUCACGCGAAACUCGCCUUUUCAGAAGAGAGUUCCUCUGUGGUCCAAAAUUCAGUGCGUCUGGAACGUUUGAUCGAAAGGUUUUUCAGUCCUAGCUUCCUCUGCGCAUACAAGAACUGGCUGUUGAUAUAUGAUUGUGACCAGGAAACCUACUUUGACGUCUCUGAUAAGGAGAAUUGUUCGGAAUAUGGUGCUGCAACCUAUCUUUCUCAUCUCCCAGGAAAACUUUACUAUGCCUCCCUAUUUGAUUUUGACUUCUUGGUGGAAGCACUUAUCAGUCAACGUACAGAAGUUGCUGCCAAGGGGAAAUAUGAAAAUGCAAUUGUUGCAGCAGGCGCCAGGUCUAGUCUGAAAGCAUUGAGACAGCUUUUGAGAGCCUCCGGGACAAUCCGUGUCGAAGAUGCUGUCUCCAUUAUGCGAGAGAUCGAGAGCAGGUUUCUUGAGACUUCCUCGCUUCUGGUGGAAUUUUCGGUUCAAUUUCAAGAUCAAGUGCCCGUGUCUACAGAUGGCAGCUCACCAGAAAAGCCCCCUUCUACGGCGUCUUUGUUAACAGCAAUGGCUCUCGGAGCAGCGCAGAAUCAAAGGGUGGGCCAUCAAGCGCUGGAGUCACUUUUAGACGCUCGAGAUCCUAUCUUUAUCACCCACGAUGUGCUUUAUGCCAUAGUAGAAAAUGAGGAUAUUGGAGAUAAGGUAUUGUUAACUUUGUAUAAAAAGUGCAAGCCUGGAAUUUCAAUCACGGAGACAGUUCUGCAAAGGGCUGCCAAGAAUAUGGGUUGUGGUGAGAAACUCAUGGCUAUACUUCUAGACCAGCCGGGGUCCGAAAUUUCAAUGACGGAGACAGUUCUCCAAAGGGCAGCUGAGAACAGUGGUUGUGGUGACAAGCUCAUGGCUAUACUUCUACACCAGCCCGGGUCCGAAAUUUUAAUCACAGAGACAGUCCUCCAAAUGGCAGCUGAGAACAGUGGUUGUGGUGGCAAACUUAUGGCUAUACUUCUAGCCCAGCCGUCCGGAAUGUUAAUCACGGAGACAGUCCUUCAACGGGCGGCUAAGAACAGUCGUUGUGGUGACAAACUUAUGGCUAUGCUUCUACACCAGCCCGGGUCCGAAAUUUUAAUCACAGAGACAGUCCUCCAAAUGGCAGCUGAGAACAGUCGUUAUGGUGAUAGACUUAUGGCUCUACUUCUAGACCAGCCCGGAUCCGAAAUGUCAAUCACGGAGACAGUCCUCCAAAGGGCGGCUGAGAACAAUGGUUGUGGUGACAAACUUAUAGCUCGACUUCUACGCCGGCCCGGGUCCAGAGUGUUAAUCACGGAGACAGUCCUUCAACGGGCGGCUAAGAACAGUCGUUGUGGUGACAAACUUAUGGCUAUGCUUCUACACCAGCCCGGGUCCGAAAUGUUAAUCACAGAGACAGUCCUCCAAAUGGCAGCUGAGAACAGUGGUUGUGGUGGCAAACUUAUGGCUAUACUUCUAGCCCAGCCGUCCGGAAUGUUAAUCGCGCAGACAGUCCUCCGAAGGGCUGCUGGGAACAAGAAUUGUGGUAGUAAGCUCAUGGCUAUUCUUCUGGACCAGCCCGGGUCCGACAAGCACUCCAACACCGAGUCACACAAAAUGGAUUCAGUCUUCAACACCAAAGUCUUAGAUGCUAUCUUUGAAGGUAAAAGCGAAAGGCGUAGGGCCGAAAUCAUGGAAAAACUUUUCGACUGUAAAUUUGGCGAUGUGCUUAUAACUGAGGAGCGAAUGAACUCUUCAAACUCGCAGUCUGUGGUAGCCGUCCUUUUUCACGGGCUAUCUAGACUACUUGUCAGCGAAGAUUUCCUCUGUCCAAUCGCAAAGUGCUUGAACAUCAUCAGGCGCCUCUCUUAUCCCCAAAGGGCCGAGGCCACUGCAGAAGAUGUGUUGAUACUCGCUGCUAUCAAUGAAUUCGGUGCAAAUACCCCAAUUAUUGUGGCUUUGGAGGACAAUGAAGCUACUUUGCAGGUUCAGGAAGACUUGAUCACAAUUGUUGAUAAGGGUUCUCAAAGAGGAGACUAUAUGCACAAACCACUCGUUGCAGACCUCGGAACAAAUUUUGCGUUCCCGGAUGACGCCCCCUUAUUUGCAAUCAAAGGUGGGGAUCGUGGGUACAAACUUUGGGGAAUGCUCGUCAAAUUCAGGGCUUUCAGUGCCAGAAUGAAACGCUUUCUGGAUAUCGAUGGAGGCGUGAGCGGUGCUUUGAGUGAAGACAUUUGGAGCCAUCUAAAUCUGGAACAAAGGCAGGAUAUCUUCGAAUGUCUGAUCGAAUAUCAAAUUUCGGUGACUUUCACGGAGAACCUUAUUCGGGAUCUAAAUAGUCUUCAUUUUAGGAAAUAUGGGAGAAUUCAGAAGCUCUCAAGAUACGCACAUCACAUCACUGAAGGUGCCUUCAUUGAGCGCUUUCGAGACCCUCGUGCAAGUGAAAUACUGCCUCUCAUUACGAGAAAAACUAUCAAGCUUCCCUUCACUGAGAAUUUGAUCAAGGCGGCAGCGGAAGUAAAACAUGGAGAUAGUUUGAUCAUCUUCUUCAUCAGAACUCGCGGUUCGGAAUUGAAGGUUACAGAGUCAGUCGUCAUUCAGAUUUCGAGGCUCCUCAAGGCCAGUGUGAUGGAAACUCUCCUUCAGAAAUGCAGUGACGUGCCUAUCACUCAUGCUGUUUUCGAGGCUGCAAAGGAAAAUACACAAGAACCGAGAGAGAUGGAAAAAGUUCUUAAAGAACGAAGGCAAACAGCAAUGCUGUAA